AUGGCGGACAAAUACGUUAUGCGGGUGACCGCUGGGUCAACUUAUAAUGUCGAUGACCAGCAAGUAGUACCGGUCAACUCACCGGAGCUCACCAAAAUCAGCAACGAGUUCAUGGAUAUCGAGCUCAAUGUUCGGGUACAAAACUAUAAAGGCCUGCCAAGAAACUCACCCACAACCUCGGCAUACUUCUCACAACCUCCCCACGACUAUAACAAGGAUCAAUACAGCAUAUCUUUCCGCUUCACGCCCAAGAAACCAUCGGCGACCAAGAACAAUGCGGCUGGUGACCAGCCAGAAAAUGGCAUAUCUGCCUCGGACCUCCAGUUUGGAAAUGACUUUGACCAUCCCAUUCGGGACCGCCUCCCGCCAGGAUUCAACACGGCAAUGAGCAUCGUGAAGUGGUGGAUCGAUCCCGGCCUAGACGGAGACGCCUAUGCCGACGAGCCACAUCUAUACGGCCCGGCCUUAUCAUCCUUCAACGCGAUACACGUCGGCAAGGGCGAAGACGACCCGGAGAAAGGCGGCCUCUUCUUCGAGGAGGGAGGAGACGACGCCGGGCUCGAGGCGCGCCGGGCUAUCGGCGCACCGGACGCGGCCAAGGCGCGCAUGAAGUGGGCGCUACGAGACGACAGCAAGCAGAAGUGGGUGUUUGAGCACGGCAAGACGUACUGCGCCGACUUCUUCAACCCCUACCUGGAUUUCGGCGACUUCAGUCUUAAGCUGCCCGGUUUUACGCUCCCUAUCAUGAAGUAUUGGGACGGCCAAGGCCUAAGAUACGUGCUACGCAACAAGUCCACCAGCGACACCUACCUCGUCGUCAUCUUCAGCCUGUACCUGAGGGAGGACGUGAACGAGGACGGCUCCCUCAACGACGCCGCCGUGGCGUCACACAAGGUGGAGAAGACACUGGCCGGCGAGACUAGCGGGGCGGCCGAAGAGGCCGAGGACCCCAAAGCCUUGGAGGAGGCGAGGAAGCAUCUCGAGGGCUCGGGCCCCGGGAAGGCGGAGGCGCGGGAGACGAACGACGAUGAUGUUGAUUGA
Molecule: messenger RNA, 1041 nt
Organism: Truncatella angustata
Lineage: Eukaryota; Fungi; Ascomycota; Sordariomycetes; Amphisphaeriales; Sporocadaceae
Exons: 2
Coding region: 1-1041 (346 amino acids)
Source: RefSeq, a predicted model, not a curated record